AUGAAUAUUGCAUUUUUGGAAGUCUUACGGGACCGUCCAAUGUUUAAAUCAAUUUACAUAGAAAUUCAGAGGAAUCAUCAAUGCCAGAGCAAUUGUCCGGACUCAUCGUUACACGCCUUUAAGACAUCCCGGACUUAUCGGCUCUACAUCUUGGUCAACAGAAAACCGCGAAUUGUUAUUCGUUCCGUCCAGGACAGACCGGCAUGGAACUCAGUAAUUGACGGCUCUCGGCGUCUUACCGCUAAAGCAUUUUGCGCUAGACGGUAUUGCCGGAUUGUACAGUGUGCACUUGUAAGGUAA
Brugia pahangi is the source of this 300-nucleotide messenger RNA. NCBI's taxonomy places the organism in Eukaryota, Metazoa, Nematoda, Chromadorea, Rhabditida, Onchocercidae. The record is from the annotation of a GenBank genome assembly.